Messenger RNA from Callorhinchus milii (elephant shark), 832 nucleotides. Its product is annotated as Src like adaptor. The transcript has 3 exons. The record is from RefSeq and is a predicted model, not a curated record. The annotation marks the transcript as partial. Lineage: Eukaryota; Metazoa; Chordata; Chondrichthyes; Chimaeriformes; Callorhinchidae.
ACUGGUGUGUGUGUAUUUACUCCUCCAGGGAGCUACUGCCUGUCCGUGCGACACUACAGUCAGGAAACCCUGAGAUGUGUGAAGCACUAUAGGAUUUUCCGGCUGCCCAACAAAUGGUAUUACAUCCAGCAGCGGCUGACGUUCCAGUGCCUGGAGGACAUGGUCAACCACUAUAGCGAGGUAAUGGAUGGGCUCUGCUGUUUGCUGACACAUCCCUGCCUGACCCAGCUCAGCACCGAGACCCCCACAGAACAGCCCAUCGUCAUGAGGCGCAGUCAGUUCAACUGGAGGAAUGUCAACAGGAGAGAGCUGUUGAGUGAAGAAGCACCCGCCGCCCGCGAGCAGCCUUUCCUGAGCUACGGGCUGCGGCACAGCAUCGCCUCCUACAUGUCCCUGGUCCAGGCUGAGGCCAAGGACGAGGACAGAUACACCUUCCAGGGCGGCAGCCACAGAAAAAAGACAGUCAAGCCGGACCCGCGUAACAGGCGUACGUGUCUGCUGACCUCCAGCCCCGAGGAGCAGUAUGAGGAAGAUGAGUUUGAGUUUGACUGAUGUGGGGAGGAACGUGGGUCAAUAUGGGCGGGUGGUUCUCUAUCGCCAGCUGGUUCUGGCCAAGAAGACAGAACCUUUCACCCCCUUCCCCCCCCCCUCACCCACCACAGCUUCCUCCCCCAUCACAACUCACAGGAGAGCGUCCGAGAUGCUACAGAGAAGUGGGCUGUAUAAAUGCAUGUUAUUGUUUUUCAGAGCAGGAAGUAAUCCCAGUCGAGACACCACAGAAGAACCCCCCCCUUCCCCCACUACAGUGCAGUGGUUAGAGAAAGCGCCUCGC